Messenger RNA from Ilex paraguariensis (yerba mate), 183 nucleotides. The record is from the annotation of a GenBank genome assembly. NCBI's taxonomy places the organism in Eukaryota, Viridiplantae, Streptophyta, Magnoliopsida, Aquifoliales, Aquifoliaceae.
UUAUGGGCAUGGGAGCGUUUAUUGCAUAUAUGUCCUCAGCGAUUACUCCCACGUGCUCCUUUACAUGAUGUACAUCCAGACGUUGGCCUAGCAGAUGAUGUAUCACCUGCACCGGUACAUGGUGCUGCACCACAUGUACCAGCACUUGAUGACCUACCACCGGGGCCUCGUGGGAGUAGGUAA